CCUCUCAAUGGAACUAGCAGCUGCUGCUGCAGCAGCAAAUAGUGUCAACUUGGAAACACAGCCAUCCAGAUCAAUACCAAGGGCUUCUCUUCAGGGGGGAAAUUUAGCUGGGAGAGAAAACUAUGGAGAUGCAACUGCUAGUACAGCAUGGUCAAUCUGAACUGUGACAGCAUAUUAUGCCAAAAACAAAUGUAGCCAGGAAGCAAAUUCUACAGCCAGUGAGGGUACAUGAAAACAAGCCCACAUGAACAUUUUGCCUUCUUGUCCAGUUCAUGCAUUUGCCCACCAGAAAAAGGAAAUAUCCCACAGGUGUCCCUAUUUAUGUAACAUUAACACUAGAAUCAAAAGAGUCCACCCUACAACCAGCAGAAGAAAAAAAAGAGAUCAACCAUUUGUUAUGGAUUUUUUGUGGGGUUCUGUUGUAUUUGUCCAUUUCAUUCUGAAUUCAGUGGUACCUGGUUAUCCUUCUGUCUUUUGAGUCUUACAUUUGUUGUUUUGUCGUUGUUUGUGCUUGACUAUGGUG
Molecule: messenger RNA, 523 nt
Organism: Linum tenue
Lineage: Eukaryota; Viridiplantae; Streptophyta; Magnoliopsida; Malpighiales; Linaceae
Source: the annotation of a GenBank genome assembly